AUGCGCACUGCAUUUCUUGUAGUUGUGGCAUAUGAAAUUCAAAACAUUUUCUUGACCUUUCAUACUAGAAUUGCUGUGACUGCAUGGUUCUUUGAAAUAUAUUUGAAAUCUCAGUUGUCGUGGAAUGUGAUAAUCCAUGCUGGGAUUCUUGAUGUUGAAGGCGUAAUGCUUCCGAAGGCAAUUGUUAGUCGCCUCAUGGAUGACUUUGCUGCAAAGAAGGCCUCAAAAAAUCUUGGUUACUUUAUGUCUCUUACUACAUUGGAGAGGAUUGGGGAAGGGAAAGUUCAAGAACACACUGAUGAUGUGCUUUUCCCUGUGGAAUUCAGCUGUGUUACCUUCAAGAUGUUCCGUGGAGAGAUCUUGGAAGGAAGGGUUGUUGACAAUAUCUUUAAGCACGGUGUCUUUUUGAGAUGUGGCCCCACCGACAAGGUAUACCUCUCACAUCAGAAGAUGGCAGAUUAUAAGUAUGUGCCUGGAGAAAAUCCUAUCUUUAUGAAUGAGAAGAUGUCAAGAAUUGAGAAAGACACUGUGGUGCGUUUCAUUGUGGUUGGAGCAAGGUAUGUGGAGGCGGAGAAGGAAUUCCAAGCAGUUGGGAGCUUGGAGGGUGAUUACCUCGGACCCAUCUCACAAAAUGCUGUUUAGAUUUCGGUUAUUCACCAUCAUUGGCUCAUUUCAGACAUAGACCAGUGACAUGUAAAGCUAACUUCUGUAGCUAUAUCUGUGUUUAGUACUGUAUAGCAUUGAAUGUGACUUUUUCGUUGAUGUUGCUGACCCUCUCUUUAGUGUCUUCGGUUGGCUUAAGCCCUCAAGUGGUCAUGUUCUUCGCAGAUGCAUUUACUUGUUAAGGUGAUAAACCUUUACUCAAAAUACCUUUCUGAAGUGUCUUGUUCUCUCGACUGAUUUCUCUCUAUGUUAAUUUUGUUAUUAUGUAUUAAAAAUGUUCUGAUCAGUA
Molecule: messenger RNA, 952 nt
Organism: Solanum tuberosum (potato)
Lineage: Eukaryota; Viridiplantae; Streptophyta; Magnoliopsida; Solanales; Solanaceae
Product: DNA-directed RNA polymerase V subunit 7-like
Exons: 2
Coding region: 1-642 (213 amino acids)
Biological process (GO): DNA-templated transcription initiation
Molecular function (GO): single-stranded RNA binding; single-stranded DNA binding
Source: RefSeq, a predicted model, not a curated record